Messenger RNA from Aaosphaeria arxii CBS 175.79, 1467 nucleotides. RefSeq names its product S-adenosyl-L-methionine-dependent methyltransferase. Gene Ontology annotation, molecular function: methyltransferase activity. Lineage: Eukaryota; Fungi; Ascomycota; Dothideomycetes; Pleosporales. The coding region runs from base 270 to 1415 and encodes 381 amino acids. The record is from RefSeq and is a predicted model, not a curated record. The transcript has 8 exons.
AGAACAAAAUCCAGGCGCCUCGUCCAAACGUUAGAGUGAACAAUAAUGAGUGGCAUUAUUGAGUUUAAACUAUUACUCGUACGGCGGGGUGAAGACGGGGCGAAGUUCUCAUUAUUCAUGCUGUUGUUGGUUGGACCGGGAGGGCUAUUUAGGCGAAUGGAGGAUGCGCUCCGGUGCCCGCAUCCCUGGCCUUGGGACCUACACCACCUCGAUUACCCUCCAGCUGGGUUCUGCCUCUCCCACGAGUCGUCCGACACAGGAGCCUCGCCAUGACUGCCCUGCCCGACAACAUGUCGCUCACCAUUCCGGUGCCCCCUCGCGACAACAGUCCGCCUUCGUCGAUCGAAGCCCUGAGCCCGCGCUCCAUCAUCGAAGCCGAUUCUGACCCUUCGGAUGGGCAGGAAAGCUGUGGCACGAGUACAAAGUCCGUCAAUCAGAGUAUAUUCGACUUCGUCCGCGAAAAUGGAAGGACAUACCACCGCUAUCAAGCUGGCUCAUAUAUGUUUCCCAACGACCAGUACGAGAACGAGCGCUUAGACCUUCAAUAUGAGAUUCUCAAGGUGCUGUUCAAGGGUCGUAAUUACUAUGCACCUCUGAAAGAGCCCCGCAAGAUAUUGGACAUUGGUACUGGUACGGGAAAGUGGGCGAUUGAAAUGGGAAACCUAUUUCCCCGCGCAGAGGUAUGGGGUAUAGACUCUACAUUGGUAGUUUUUCUAACAUUUGGGAAGGUCACCGGGACUGAUUUGUCACCCAUUCAGCCGGAAUGGGUGCCGAACAACGUUAAAUUCGUCAUUGACGAUGCUAAUGAGGAGGACUGGAUGUUGGAUCCACAUGAUUACAUACAUUCACGAGUUCUUAUGGGAUGCUUCGAAGACUUCCGCGAGAUAAUUGCGAAGUCCUAUCGCAACCUCAAGCCUGGUGGUUGGAUGGAGUCUCAGGAGUACAUGCCGACAGUCUACUGUGAUGAUGGGACGAUGGGUACCGACUACGGCUUUGCGGAGUGGACACAGACGCAAGACAAGGCUGCCAUGAACAUGGGUCGUCCUCUACGCAUUGCCAACAAGCUCAAACGAUGGUAUGAGCAAGCGGGCUUUGUCGACGUGCACGAAGAAGUUUACAAAUUACCAAUCAACUCCUGGCCGAAGGAUCCUCAGUGGAAGAUGCUUGGUCGUUUCAACGAGACCAACCUGUUGGACGGAUUGCAAGCUUUCAGCCUUCAACCCUUCCAAAAAGGAUUGAGCUGGACGAAAGACGAAAUUGAAGUGUACUUGGUCCACGUGCGCAAAGCUCUCUCUGACCGUAACGUACAUGCUUAUCAUAAGAUAUAUGUCGUAUGGGGUCGGAAACCGUUCGACCAUGAACUUGGGGUCCCAAGCCCGCCUUCGCAUCCACCGCCGCCGCCACCAGAAUCCUAGGCUGGUGCCUUGCAUGACAUGCCCUCUCUACGCGUCACGAAUUUCCUUGUCG